AUGGCUGAUAGAGCAAGCGGCUCCGCAGAGCACACGAGUGACACUGUGCCUUUCAUCAUCAACGGAAAGGACGUUACCUCAACCUCGACGUUCAAAGUGAUCAACCCUGCCACCGGUGGGAAGGUCUGGGAUAGCUCGUCUGUCUCGAACGAUGAGACUCUCGAUGCCAUCAAGGCCGCCGAGGCCGCCUUUCCCUCAUGGUCUAAUACAAAGCCCAGCUUCAGAAGGGACAUCAUGUUCCGCGCAGCGGACCUCUUCCUCAGUAGAAAACAGGAGGUUCUGUCCUACCAAAAUAGAGAGACAGGUGCAGGAGUGCAGUUCAUGGAGAUCAACAUCAACGCAACUGUGCAGAUCCUGAGAGACCUUGGUGGUAGGAUUGAAGCCGCGGUUCAAGGCUUAGUCCCCGUAACAGCGGAAGAGGGCUCGCAUGCAAUGAUACUGAAAGAACCGUAUGGCGUGGUUCUUGCCAUUGCACCAUGGAAUGCUCCUUACGUGCUGGGGGCAAGAUCAGUUGCAUUCGCCCUUGCAACCGGCAACACAACGGUCCCCAAAGGUUCCGAACUUAGUCCACGCGUAUUCUGGGCCAUUGGCGAUAUUUUCCGACAAGCUGGUCUCCCAGAAGGAUGUUUGAAUGUCAUCUACCAUCGACCUACAGACGCGGCAGACAUUACAGAGACCCUGGUCGCCCAUCCUGCAAUCAAGAAGAUUAAUUUCACCGGCAGCACCCUUGUCGGAAGCAUUGUCGCUAGCUUAGCAGGCAGAUAUGUCAAGCCUCUCUUGCUGGAACUCGGUGGGAAGGCCAGUGCGAUUGUUCUCAGAGACGCAGACAUUCAAAAGGCCGCUACCAGCUGCGCAGUGGGUGCCUUUAUCCAUGGGGGUCAAGUGUGCAUGGCCACAGAGCGUAUCUUGGUCCACAAAUCGAUCGCUGAUGACUUCAGCGCCGCCCUUAAGCAAGCCACGCAGAAGCUCUUCGGCUCCGAGGUUCCGCCAUUCGUACUCGUCAACUCUGCCGCUGUAGCAAAGAGCAAGAAACUGCUCGACGACGCUGUCAGCAAGGGCGCGGCGGUCCUCUACGGGGAUCUAACAGCCUCGGAAGACCAACCCACGAUGAUGAGACCUGUUAUCGUGUCGAACGUCUCGAAAGAUAUGCAUAUAUACCACACCGAGUCGUUCGGGCCUACGGUAUCACUUAUUACGUUCGAAACUGAAGAGGAGGCUCUUGCGGUUGCGAAUGACACGGACUACGGGCUGUCUGGCGCUGUAUUCUCCGAAGACCUGAAGGCGGCGAUGAGAGUGGCGAGGAAGUACGAUUCUGGUGCUGUCCACAUUAACUCCAUGACAGUUCACGACGAGGCUUCGCUAGUACACGGAGGAAUAAAGAAGAGCGGAUACGGAAGAUUCAAUGCUGCACAAGGGUUGGAUGAGUUUCUGAGCCGAACCAAUGACGGCCCGAUUAAUCCUGAUGAGCCGCGCACUGAUCCUCCGAUAUGUCGGCGCGAGACAAUUCUCGCCCUCACGGAGACGAUCCUGCUCUGCUACAACACGAGGAAACGAUUAGCACUCAGUCACGAUGCCACCAAGGAGCGCCAUGGAUCUGCAGCACAACUUCACCUGUCCGCAGUGCAACGCAAAAUUCAAUCGUUUGGCUCACCUGCGACGCCAUCAGAUGACCCGCGCCGGAGGAGUUCUCACUCCGAAGUUUCCGCAUCAACCGAACGGAGAAAUAGCUUCGUGCGGGCAUCAUCUACUGCUGCAACACGAGGGGACGAUCAGAACUCAGAAGAACGCAACGAUGCGACCGAGGAGCCCCAUGGAUCUCCAGCAAACAACGAGUUAGAGGGAUCUCCAAGAAGCCGAGGGGGUCCGCUUGAUAGCCUCUUCACCUCGGACACACACUUAUUUCCUUCCUAUCUUCAAGACAAUUCUUGGAACUUCGCUGGUCAGUUUGUCGAACCGGACCUCGGAAAUCUUUCGGAAAUCAUCGACCUAGACACGUUACUACCAAAUGCCCAGGAUCUCCUGCAUGAAAUGCAAGACGAUAACAUCGGUGAGUUUCCACCUUUGGUCCCGGAGCCACCAAGACCUAGUUUACCGGAUUUCGGCCACAACGGAGGGGUUGUUGGGCCGCCCCUUCUGCUUGCUACGAUGGCAUGCGGCGCAACUUAUCUGAGCGAGUAUUCCACUGCUGUCUCGGUGCACGCCGUCGCUAUACAGCUCAUGCUCGAGCAUGAACGAAUGACUGCGCUCUGGGCGACCGACAACGAGUCCCAAACCUGGAUGCUCCAGACGUAUUUGCUCUUAAGCUAUUUUGCGAGGGCGCAGGAAGCACUUGGCGACCUCAAGGCGUACCCGGUAACGACGUAUGAAGACUGGGUACACCAAGAGUGUAUCAAUAGUACAAUCCUCCUUGGAGCAGAUAUUGGGUCGAACGAAAGAGAACUAUUUUUGGUGUCCCCAGUCAUCGAAGCCAGAUUUGCUCUCCCUUCGACUACCGCGGAAUGGCUCAAGGACGAGGCUAGCUGGGAACCCCCUACGCAGGUCCUCUACAGCAACGAUGCAUUGAAAUUUGAGAUACUCACAAGUGCGCACCACCCGGAGCUGUACGCGAACCUUGGCCGGGAGAUGGCAGGAUCAGUCCAGAUACUUGACGACAUGCUGAACCGCCGCAUUAAGGAAGCGGCCUCCGGUCUGGCUCCGGAGCCGAUCUUGCAAUGUGCCAAGUCUCUAUUGAACUCGGUCUUUUACCAUCUAUACGGGAGCAUUCCUUUGGCGAUUAUGAAGAAAUUUCUCUCGUCUCCGGCUGCCUUGGAUAGGCCAGAAGAGAUCUCGACCGUUUUAGAUGAGGCGAGUUCACCUGAGCUUUACAAGGCGCUGAUUCGUGCAGCGGACCAAUUUCGAUUUGACUGUCAGUUGGGCUUAAAAUACAUACGAAAAGUCGGACCUUCACAAUUCGGCCCCGAAUCUGCGAUUAGCAUUUAUGAGGGCGGUGUGUAUCUUGUUUGA
Messenger RNA from Scedosporium apiospermum, 3003 nucleotides. Its product is annotated as Vanillin dehydrogenase. The record is from RefSeq and is a predicted model, not a curated record. Bases 1 to 3003 code for a protein of 1000 amino acids. Gene Ontology annotation, molecular function: succinate-semialdehyde dehydrogenase (NAD+) activity. Lineage: Eukaryota; Fungi; Ascomycota; Sordariomycetes; Microascales; Microascaceae. The transcript has 10 exons.